Camelina sativa (false flax) is the source of this 933-nucleotide messenger RNA. Lineage: Eukaryota; Viridiplantae; Streptophyta; Magnoliopsida; Brassicales; Brassicaceae. The record is from RefSeq and is a predicted model, not a curated record.
AUGGGAAUGACAUUUGAGAUGAGUGAUCUUGGUAAGCUUACGUAUUAUCUUGGGAUCGAAGUUCACCAACAUGACAAGAGGAUCAGCUUAACACAAGCGAGAUAUGCUAAGAGAAUUCUAAUUGAAGCAGGAAUGGAUACAUGUAAUUCGACACAUAUACCAAUGGAUAUGAACAUGCAACUGUCGAAAUCUCAGGAGGAGAAGAACAUUGAUGAGAAAAUUUACAGAAGGCUUAUAGGAUGUCUUCGGUACUUGAUUCACACACGACCGAACUUAUCUUACUACGUCGGUGUGCUGAGCCGUUUUAUGCAUGAGCCAAAAACAUCCCACGGAGACGCUUUGAAGCAGAUCCUGAGAUACUUGCAAGGUACUUCAUCACUAGGUCUUAUUUUUUCCCGUGACUCUAAGACAAGUGUGGUUGGUUACUGUGACAGUAGUCAAAAUCUUGACAAAUAUGAUGGGAAAAGUACAGCUGGUUACAUAUUCUACUUCGGUGAUAGUCCAAUCACUUGGUGUAGUCAAAAACAGGACACAAUGGCAAUGUCUUUGUGUGAGGCCGAGUAUAUGAAAGCCACCGAAGCAGCUAAACAAGCAAUUUGGCUUCAUGAUUUACUUAGUGAAGUCACCGGAUCACCAAGUAAGCGAAUCACAAUUCUAUUGGACAACAAAUUGGUGAUAGCACUCACAAGAAAUCCAGUGUUUCAUGGAAGAAGUAAGUAUAUACACAGGAGCUACCACUUUAUUAGAGAAUGUGUUGAGAAAGGAUUCAUAGAAGUGGAACAUGUUCCCGAAACAGAGCAGAAAGCUGACAUAUUAACAAAAGCACUUGGGAGAAUUAAGUUCAAGGAAAUGAAGAGCUUCAUUGGAGUUCAAGAUGUGAGUGAGAGUAUUUUCAAGCUUAAGGGAGAGAAUGUUGGAGUAAGUUUGAACUAG